This is a messenger RNA of Coregonus sp. 'balchen', 11996 nucleotides long. Lineage: Eukaryota; Metazoa; Chordata; Actinopteri; Salmoniformes; Salmonidae. The record is from the annotation of a GenBank genome assembly.
GCGCUGGAUGUGGACCGUAGUGUGCUGUACAAGAUGAAGAAGUCAGUCAAGGCCAUCUACACCUCGGGUCUGGGUGAGUCAGAAAGGUUAACACUCAUUUACAGUCACAACACCAUACCGCUCCCAUCUGAUGAAAGGUCAUAGGUCAGAGUUCAGAGCCACCUGUGACGGUCAUCACAGAAACUCAAUAAGCUAGUCCAUGUACCUGCUCAGGCUGUGUGUGGGCCAGGGUAUGACAGGGUUUAGGGUCCGGGUGUUUUAGGGUCAGAUGAGGGGAGAGGAUGGCCUCUGUUUGAAGAUUUAUGGCCCUGCCUUCAAACUCCAUAUGUUCUCCAAACACAGGGUAUGAACAGCAUCGCUGACUACCUCUGUCAAUGCUUGUCAAUAGGCUAGGGUUUACACUGAGGAAUCCAUAUGUACUGGAAGAUGGCCACUGGUAGACUGGCUUCAUUAGUGUGUGCUUGUUUUGGGUGGGUUGCAUGUGUACGUGCGUGUGUUUGUGUGUGCAUGGAGCUCAUCAUCAUGCUCACUCUGGCUGGCUGUGACAGUGUGGGGUGUUUCCAGCGCCUUGUGUUUGGGCUGUAUGACAGGGUCCUGCUGAGAGCGUAUGGAAUGCUUUUCUCUAUCUGUGCUGAGCUGGGCUUUUUUGGGAACACUGCUACCUCUGUUCAAGGGGGGACAGCUGUCUACCCCAGACCCUCGAGGAACAGCUGUACCAGGGCACACCCUUUGUGUGAGUGCUUGUGAGUGUACGGGGGAAAGAGGGUGACAGUGUUCCGCUCUGCCCCACUACACUGUGUUCUAAUGGAGUUCCCAGCACUCACUCCCAUCUCCUUCCUCUCUUCCUGGUAUCCUGAAAUAGUGCCUUUGUGUCACUAAACAACAUUGCAGAUGUGUUUUUAUGUGUGUGUAUAUGUGUGGAUGGCUCUGGUAGGCGUUUUGACUCUUUUACCAGUUGGUUACUAGGCAACAUCUGCAUAAUUUGCUGUGGUAUCACCCUCAAUAGAAUUCAUGGUGUUGGCUGAAUCCUCUCAAAAACAAGUGGCUUAAAUUCUUUAAAACCACAUUAAGCUUUUAAGCACUUUCGGUAAGAGGCUUUAUGGACCUCUUAACACUGACAAUCUUAAUUGUUUCUUGGACAACAGAAACUCCAGGGGUUCCAUCCGUAUGCUUUAGGUAAUUAUCUGUAUUUCAGUACAGAAAACACACUAUAGAUUCAUCUUGUUUCUGACAUUAUUUUUGCUGACAUAAAGGGAAGUUAGAGAUUCAAAUUUAAUGUAAAUUUGAUGGCUUUGCUAGCCACUGAGCGUGAGCGUACAAUGAGCGUGUAAACGCAGCUAGCAGCUUGUGAUUGUAACCUAGCCUACAAUUCCCCUAAGGUGGCAGUACAAGCCAUUGCUCAUUUGAGAAACGUAAUAACUGCGUAGAUGUUCAGUACAGUAAAAUCAGUGCAUAACAGGAAGGUUUCGAUAACAUUUUUUUAAAAAGGUGCAGUGAAAUGUUUUACAGUGUCGGCCAUAGUAGUGCGGCGCCCCUUGAGUAAAUUAGGGUUAAGUGCCUUGCUCAAGGGCACAUCGACAGAUUUUUUCACCUUGUCGGCUCGGGUAUUUGAAUCAGCAAUCUUUAGGUCACUUGCCCAAUGCUCUAACUGCUAGGCUACCUGAUUUGAGUGGCGUUGGAGGCCAGCAGUAAAUCUGAGGCCUGGUGACGUGAGAGAUUAAUCUUUCCUGAAGGCUUUAGUCUGUGAUCCUCACAGAUAAACCUCGACUACUGGUUAACCUCAGGCCUCAGAAAACUACAUAGUCAAGACAUCAGCACCCAGGUUUAUUACACCCCUGUCAGCUCUGCUCAGCUGUCAGAUGUGUUACAGCUAUAUUAGAUACCUGUAGGUAAUAUUAGUUAGUGUUGUUCGUAUUCAGUAACUCUGGACUUAUUGUCAAUACAACCUUUCAAGUAGUCUUGUUAAUUUCACGAGGCAGAAAUGUUAAGAAUGCUGUAGAAAAAUCCAAGUAGUUGUACUGCUCUGGUCAUUGAUGUAAAGAGACUAUUGUGAAGUAAGAGAUGUUCCGAAGUCGUCGCUCACAUUAGAUUUGAAUCUGUCCUUGACAUUCCACUAUUGGUGUUCUUUCAUGUUGUGGUUUGCCCCUUGUCAUUCAUCUAGAUGGACCCUUUCUGAAUGUACCCUCAGUCAGAAGAAGAGCAGAGGUUGAUUACAAACGAGGAGAACAUUUGGUGACCAACCAGUCUUCCUGAGAAUUAAUGCUGUGAAUGAAGACUAUUUUGCUUUAGCAGAGGUGUGGGAGCUUACAUUUACUGGCCCUUCUGUGCAGAGACUUUGUCAGUUCCAAUAUGAACAGUGAAAGCUUGUGUUGCCGGGCUUGUUAGCAUUAGUGCUAAAGUUGGUUCCAAUGCUAGCUAUCAUAUUUAGCGCUUGUGUCAGGCUCUGCAUAGAACAGAAGGUACCCUUAGGCAUAGAACCUAACCCAGAACCUAACCCAGUCCCUCCAGGAUUCUGCGCUCACAUAUGCUUUUGUAAUAUCAACAAUUCCCUGCAUAUUAUGCAAGGGCUUGCAAAUUUGACCAAUCACUGCACUUUUUACGAAUUAAAAACAGUCAUAUCAUUGCAAUAUUUUAGCGUAGAAACGGACCCACCACUGCAAUACAAAAAGAGGGCUCGCAAUUUCAACCAAUCACUGCACAAUAUGGUUCAAUCAAGCCACACGUCGACAAACCUUUUCCCUCGUCAGCGCAUUUUCACCACAAAUUGGACAAAAUCAUUGCAAAUGGCAGAAUUGCUGCAGCAAAAUCAAGGAUCUUUGCCUGCAAAUAUCACAGAAAAUCCCUGUGAAAUCCUGGAGGGAUUGCUAAACUUGACCAUUAAGAAGAAUGUAAAUGUAAGACAUUUUAACAGCUCGACAUCAUUGUCAGUGAGAUUCUGUGUUGGUAUUGACCAGUCAGGAGGUCUAUGCAACUUUGAGUCUGUGCUGCUUGGUAUUCUAAUGUGGGCUAGAGGCACUGAACUGAACCUAUACAUCUCUCCCAAGUUCCCUUCCCUACCCACAAUCUUAGUCAGUUACCUGGGCCUCACUCUCCUUUGGUGAAAUAUUCAUCCCUGACAGUUGGUCCGAAUGGGGAGAAGUCUCUCUUUGCUCUGUAGAUUUUUUUUAAUCUGUGUUGCUGCCUGCCCUCCAUAGCUUUGACAACCACGACCUUCACAUGCCCAGGUUUGUAAUGUUAUUCCCUCCAGCAAUACCGACAAGCUGUUUUAUCUCAGUCUCCCUCUGCCUCUCCAUCUCUUCCUCCCUCCUUUCUCACACUCAGGUAAAAAGGCACGUUUUUGAGAAGAUGUGAAGCUAGCUAUGUUGUCGAAUGGACAAGAAUCGUUUUCUCGGAAAGCAGCAUCCAAGAGAUUCUCACCUUGUUACAGUUGAUCUGAGCAGCCUCUCUUGCCUGUCUUGAACAGUCAGGCAUUUAGUCAAUCAGGCACGCAGGCAGUCAGUCACAGUGACUGAGAAGAUGAUAUGUAUCUCCCUCACCACGGACAAAGCACCAUCCUCCUGGAGGACAGGGACCCAGCGGAUAGCCCGGUCAGACUGACAGAACUGGAGCAGAGCUUCCCCUUGCCACGCCACAUGGCUCCCUGGUGCCGCCUAUCAGUCUGCCCAUCACUGGGCCUGCAGAGCUGUUUUUCAUCUGGGUGGUUUAUUUUCAGACACAGCUGUUGGUCUAGCUGAUGGUGUUUGCUGUAUGCACUGCUGUGCCACUGGGUUAGAUCUGUUUUUCUGGGUAAACUUUGUCACGAUGAGCCCAUGGCUCCAUAGGCAGGCAUCACACCCAUGAUAAUGAGUACACAUCUACUUAGUACUCGCUUGCAUACACACAUGUUGUAAACUGUGAUGAAUAUACCAUACAUUAUACUGGAAGCACACACUCACAUACUGUAGAUACAGACACACAUGAAUUAAUUUGUCAUUCCCCGUGCAGUCUCGCCUUUUUCCAUCACAAGCCACACACACACUUUAUCGCCAAGCUUCUAGGUAACGGAGUGAAUUAGGUUUCCAUAAUGUAACUACACUGUGGAUAGAUGUGUCUGUGCCUUAACUGCAGGUAGAGGCCACUGAGAGCCACAGAAACCGCAGGACAGCCAUAACACACACACACACACACACACACAUUUUACUCCUCUGGCCUCUCUCACUGAGCUCUCCCCUAACGACGACCCCUCUCUCCUCCAAUUGGUUGUCCUCUGGGUAAACCUUAACGGCCAUAUUGUGAAAAGGGUGUUAAGUCCAGCAGUAUUUAUUCAGCCUCCAUGGAGAGUGGCCCUAAGCUGGAAAUCGAUAGGGAUGUGGACAUGGAGUUUGUCAGUGCUGAAACCUCCAGCAAAGUAAGCUUGUGAUUGACCCCCCCUAGAGUGUGUGUGUGGUGUGAGAGUUUGGGUUGAGGAAACAGAAGCUAGGCUACUAUCUGUUGAUUAAACAGAGAUCUGUCUGGGGAAGCAGACAAUGCUGGCGUAACAACACCCCCACCACUCUCUGUGCUGUUAGAUAAUCCACAGCAGGGGCGUGUGUGUAUGCAUGUCUGUGUGUGUGUAUUACGUUUGUUGUUGCAGAUCUACAGUUGGUUUGUUCUGUGUGUCUUUGUAUCCAUUAAGUUGUCAAAGAACUGUGUGUCUGCCCGUGUGUUGAUUGUCAAAGAGCUUUCUAUGGGUGAAUUUGUCACCUCUCCUUUCCUGAGGGCCUGCCACAGACAGGAACCCAAGUCAUUCCAUCGACUCAUCCACAACAGCAGAACACAGCCCUCCAUGUCAUGUUAUCACUGACUAUCCCUGGCUGAGACGGAAAGAGACGAGACAGUGUAGGAAUGCAAUGGAGGGUGGUGUAUACUAGUGUAUUUACUAUUUACACCCUCACAGACACACAGUACCCUGACGUGUCUAACGGCUGGGGUUGCAUAACAGUAAACAGGAGACUAACCCUGUGGGCUUUACACCGGGUGUGUUCUGUCAUGGGUUGAUAGUUAAGGCACUGAGAGACCCUGAACUCAGGUGCCACUUCAAAACAAAAGCCCAGGCAGGGCCCGCUGGCGACACACAGGCCAGGGCAACCCACAACAAAGCAGUUGGGUUUGCUGCCUAAACAGUCUGCGUGUGUUUGAACGCGUGUUGUACCGUUAGACACCUAUGGCCAGAGGUGAGCAAGGGCAAAUAUAACAGCAACCCAAAAGGAGUUCAUCGGUAGGUCCCAUUUAGGUAACUUGACUAGAGCUUUAUGGGUUCUCUAAAAGCAGGAAAAAUGUCCUUCAGUAGACAUUUUGUCUUUGGGAAUAAGGUUUAAAAGCCUUUAAAAAGGACUUUCAACUCGCCCGUUAAAUCUAUGCCUAUGAGCUCAGAGGACUCCGAACGCAGUGCUUGUCGUUCAUGUUUAACAUUGCAGUUGGAUUUUUAUGAUAUGCUGGUUCUAGACAUGAUUCAUCCACCUUGAUCUUAUUGCACGACCAUAAGAGUUGCUUGUAGUUUUUCAAUUUCACGUGUGAACACGUUAAAAGUUGCUCGUUUGUGUGUGGCAGUCUGUCUGGACAGAUGCUGUGCGAUAAUGUGUUCCGCUGAGUCAUUCUCUGGGGGCAGAUGCCUUGGGGUGUCGAUACUCACACUCCUCCUCCACACCGCUCUCUCAUCUCUCUCUCAUCUCUCUCUCAUCUCUCUCUCUCUCUCUGUCUCUCUCUGUCUCUGUCUGUCUCUGUCUGUCUGUCUGUCUGUCUGUCUCCUUUACUGUAUCUCGUUCCACCUCAAAAAGCACAGGAAAGAGGAUGUGUGCCACAAAUGCUACAGUGGCCAAGUAAACAAAACCAAAGCAUAGGUUGCUGUCGUACCUUUUCCAUAGACUGCUUACAGGGUAUGGAAACCAAUAUGUAAUUUGGGUGAACUUUCCCUUUAACAAAUCACCUAAUAGUAGGAACAGCACCGUCUAGUGGUCAGAACCUGGUAAUAUGAGGAUGUAGGAUGGGACAUAAACCUAAACAACUUUAAUGACUACUUUCUCUGAACAGAAAAAAUAUUUUUUUACUGAGAAAACAUUACAUAGGAUGAAGAAAAAAUACUCAGAGCCGCAGCUCCAUACUACUUGUCAAAAAUAUUAUCUCUCUCAAUUCAAUUCAAAGGGCUUUAUUGGCAUGGGAAACAUGUUUACAUUGCCAAAGCAAGUGAAAUAGACAAGAAACAAAAGGGGAAUAAAAAAUGAACAGUAAACAUUAACACAUCUCGCUUUUUUCUCUCUCUCUCUGUGUUUUCGAGGGGAAGUCUCUGGAUCGUCAUGGCAACGCUCCCUGCACCGAACCAGUGCCUCAAAUCCCAGUGUUCCUCUCCACCUCUGGUUUAUUAGCUGUUAGCAGCACUAAAUGAAGUGUGGCUCAGAGGCUAGGUGACAUCUGUCAGGCCUGCUUUAUGGACUUCCCUUUUGUUGCUUGAGUUGGUGCUGCUGGGUUUGAUUAGUUGAAUUGCCCACUUCCUGUUCCUCUUAGGUUUGACUCUCCUUUUUAAUGAAAUACCACACCCAUAUGUAUUAGCUUUAGCCUUAGUUUUAGAAUCAACCUAACUUUAACAUGUACAUUUUAGUCAUUUAGCUAGCACAUUUGGUUCCUUUGAAGUUGUGGGAACGUACGUUUUUGUUUUCCAAUUGCUUCUGGGAACGAAGCCAUAAUUUAUUUUUUUAACAUUCUGAGAACGGAAGUGAAGAUUUUUCGUGAUAUCCAAUUGGUAGUUACGGUCUUGUCCCAUCGCUGCAACUCCCGUACGGACUCGGGAGAGGCGAAGGUCGAGAGCCAUGCGUCCUCCGAAACACGAGCCUGCCAAGCCGCACUGCUUCUUGACACACUGCUCGCUUACCCCGGAAGCCAGCCGCACCAAUGUGUCGAAGGAAACACCGUACAACUGGCGACUGAAGUCAGCGUGUAUGCGCCCGGCCCGCCGCAAGGAGUCGCUAGAGCGCGAUGGGACUAGGACAUCCCUGCUGGCCAAACCCCCCCCCCCCCCCCAGUAUGACUCUGCUGAUUAGCUACUUUAUUGAUGAAAAUAUACUUACUAUGCCAGUGAUAUGUGGUUGUCCCACCUAUCUUAAGAUGAAUGCACUAACUGUAAGUCGCUCUGGAUAAGAGCGUCUGCUAAAUUACUAAAAUGUGAAUGUAAAAAUUAACUGGAAUUCCCACAGAAGAACGUUGUUUCUUAACGUUCUCUGAACAAUUUGAGAACAUUACUUUAAAUAGAAACAUGAGGGAACCUGUAGAAGACGUUAUGGGAAGGUUGUAUGCAAAAUGACCAUAGGACAAACACGCUCUUACCAAGCUCUUAAGAUACAUUUGGUUCUCAGAACGUUAUGUGCUAGCUGGGUUACAAUCAGGAAGUGCAUACUGUAACCAGUGACACUGGCAGUUUUAGCUAUCGACUCCUACAGUCUAAUGAAUGGCAUCGUUCAUGAGUAAUUCCUCUUUCUUUCAUCUCAUUGUAGGAGAGAGUUUGUGAUACCCCGUCUGCACAAUUGAACCCAGACAGUGUAACCACAGUUCCCUUUGACUGUCUGUCUCUCUUCCUCUUUCAAGGCCUUAGUUUUUCUCAUCCCCGCCACAUGGCCACUGCUCUGGAGUCACUCCAGUGUGACAACACAGGCUGUGUCCCAAAUGGGACCCUGUUCCUUAUAUAGUGCACUACUUUUGACCCAUCCCCAUUUGGGAUGCAGACACUGUCUUCUCCAACGCUCUCUCUCUUCCUGUCCCAUUGUGUCCUUGAUUCCCAAAGACAAUGCCAGAGAGAUGGGGGGGAUAUCGGAGUGAAUGGAAUUCCACACACACUGCACUGUGCACUCUAAACAAGGCCCCUAUUUAUUAUUCAUUGGAAGGGAUUGAUUUUUGCCAUGUAAGGAUCAGAAAAGGUGUGCGUGUGCACUUGCACAUGUUAUCCUGCUGAGAUGGCCCGUGUGUAUGUCCAUACCUGAAGGACAGGCUGGCAGACUGAUUGUUAAAUUGCACACUGGCAUUGUGCUGCCGUAUUCAUCCCUUCUUCUCUCUCUCUCUCUCUCUCUCCUCUCCUUCCAGCCCAUGUGGAGAACGAGGAGCAGUACACCCAGGCUCUGGAGAAGUUUGGGGAGAACUGUGUCUACAGGGAUGACCCCGACCUGGGCUCUGCCUUCCUCAAGUUCUCGGUCUUCACCAAGGAGCUCACUGCCCUCUUCAAAAACCUGGUGAGAGGAAAAACCGAGAUUAACCCAUACCUGGCAACCCAUGUGGUCAGUUCUUGAGGCAACACAGAUUAAAUCACCAGUGAAUCAGCUCUCUGUGUAAAUUGACAUUGUUCCUGUGGUGAGGCAAAAUCCUCUAGAAUGACUGUCAGGUGUUUCUAAUAAAGCUUUGGGGUUGUUUGAAUCUAUUGGAUUCAAAGCAGGGUCUCGGUAAAUUGGAUCCAGCAGGUAUUUGGUCUUCAAGUAGCACUUUGGACACUGUGAUGGAAAACUGAUCUACCCCAAAGGCCUCCGAUUCCAGAUAACAUUCUGACCCUAGAGUAUAUGCACACAAUUAGAGCAGGAUGGAAAUCUCUCCAUGUCCCUAGGGUAGGAAUUCCACACGCACACAUAUGCCUUUAAUUCCACAGUAGAUACAGUAUUUUCAGAAAGUACACUACAUGACCAAAUGUAUGUGGACACCUGCUCAUCGAAUAUCUUAUUCCAAAAGCAUGGGCAUUAAAAUGGAGUUGGUCUCCCCUUUGCUGCUAUAACAGCCUCCACUCUUCUGGGAAGGCUUUCCACUAGAUGUUGGAACAUUGCUGCAGGGACUUGCUUCCAUUCAGCCACGAGCAUUAGUGAGGUUGGGCAUGGUUGGACGAUUAGGCCUGACUCGCAGUCGGCGUUCCAAUUCAUCCCAAAGGUGUUCGAUGGGGUUGAGGUCAGGGCUCUGUGCAGGCCGGUCAAGUUCUUCUACACCAAUCUCGACAAACCAUUUCUGUAUGGACCUCGUUUUGUGCACCGGGGCAUUGUCAUGCUGAAACAGGGAAGGGCCUUCCCCAAACUGUUGCCACAAAGUUGGAAGCACAGAAUCGUCUAGAAUGUCAUUGUAUGCUGUUGCGUUAAGAUUUCCCUUCACUGGAACUAAGAGGCCUGAACUAUGAAAAACAGCCCCAGACCAUUAUUCCUCCUCCACCAAACUUGACAAUUGGCACUAUGCAUUGGGGCAGGUAGCGUUCUCCUGGCAUCCGCCAAACCCAGAUUUGUCCGUCGGACUGCCAGAUGGUGAAGCGUGAUUCAACACUCCAGAGAAUGCGUUUCCACUGCUCCAGAGUCCAAUGGCGGCGUGCUUUAAACUACUCCAGCCGACCCUUGACAUUGCGCAUGGUGAUCUUAGGCUCGUGUGCGGCUACUCGGCCAUGGAAACCCAUUUCAUUAAGCUCCCGACGAACAGUUAUUGUGCUGACAUUGCUUCCAGAGGCAGUUUGAAACUCGGUAGUGAGUGUUGCAACCGAGGAAUGACGAUUUUUACGCACUUCAGCACUCGGUAGUCCCUUUCUGUGAGCUUGUGUGGCCUACCACUUCGCGGCUGAGCCAUUGUUGCUCCUAGACGUUUCCACUUCACAAUAACAGCACUUACAGUUGACCGGGGCAGGUCUAGCAGGGCAGACAUUUUACCAACUGACUUGUUGGAAAGGUGGCAUCCAAUGACGGUGCCUCGUUGAAAGUCACUGAGCUCUUCAGUAAGGCCAUUCUACUGCCAAUGUUUGUCUAUGGAAAUUGCAUGGCGGUGUGCUCGAUUUUAUACACCUGUCAGCAACGGGUGUGGCUGAAAUAGCCGAAUCCACUAAUUUGAAGGGGUAUACACAUACUUUUGUGUAUAUGGUGUAUUCACACCCCUUGACUUUUUCCACAUUAAAUUGCAAAUGUUUUGUCACUGGCCUAGACACAAUACCCCAUAAUGUCAGUGGAAUUAUGUUUUUGACAUUUUGACAAAUUAAUUUUAAAUGAAAAGCUGAAAUGUCUUGAGUCAGUAAGUAUGCAACCCCUUUGUUAUUGCAAGCCUAAAUAAGUUCAGGAUUAAAGAUGUGCUUAACAAGUCACAUAAGUUGCAUGGACUCACUCUGUGUGCAAUAAUAGUGUUUAACAUGAUUAUUGAAUGACUACCUCAUCUCUGUACCCCACACAUAAAAUUAUUUGUAAGGUCCCUCAGUCGAGCAGUGAAUUUCAAACACAGAUUCAAGCAGAAAGACCAGGGAGGUUUUCCAAUGCCUCUCAAAGAAGGGCACCGAUUGGUCGAUGGAUAAACAUUGAAUAUCCGUUUGAACAUGGUGAAGUUAAUAAUUACACUUUGGGUGGUGUAUCAAUACGCCCAGUCACUACAAAGAUACAGGCGUCCUUCCAAACUCAGUUGAGGAAAGAAACCGCUCAGGGAUUUCACCAUGAGGCCAAUGGUGACUUUAAAACAGUUACAGAGUUUAAUGGCUGUGAUAGGACAAAAUUGAGGAUGGAUCAACAACAUUGUAGUUUCUCCAAAAUACUAACCUAAUUGAUAGAGCGAAAAGAAGGAAGCCUGUACAGAAUACAAAAAUUCCAAAACAUGCGUCCUGUUUGCAACAAGCCACUAAAUUAAAACUGCAAAAAAUGUGGCAAAGCAAUUCACGUUUUGUCCUGAAUACAAAGUGUUAUGUUUGGGUCAAAUCCAAUACAACACUCCAUAUUUCAAGCAUAGUGGUGGCUGCAUCAUGUUAUGGGUAUGCUUGUAAUCGUUAAGGAAUGGAGCUAAGCACAGGCAAAAUCCUAGAGGAAAAACUGGUUCAGUCUGCUUUCCACCAGACACUGGGAGAUGAAUUCACUAUUCAGCAGGACAAUAACCUAAAACACAAGGCCAAAUCUACACUGGAGUUGCUUACCAUGAGGACAGUGAAUGUUCCUGAGUGGCCGAGUUACAGUUUUGACUUAAAUCUACUUGAAAAUAUAUGGCAAGACCUGUAAAUGGUUGUCUAGCAAUGAUCAACAACCAAUUUGACAGAGCUUGAAGAAUUUUGAAAAUAAUAAUGGGCAAAUGUUGCACAAUCCACAUGUGGAAAGCUCUUAGAGGGUUAUCCAGAAAGACUCACAGCUGUAAUCGCUGCCAAGGUUGCUCCUACAAAGUAUUGACACGGGUGUGAAUACUUAUGUAAAUUAUAUAUUUCUGUAUUUCGUUUUCUAUACAAUUGCAAAAAUGUCUAAAAACAUGUUUUCACUUUGUCAUUAUUGGGUAUUGUGUGUAGAUGGUUGAGAAAAAAAUAUAUUUAAAGCAUUUAAAUUCAGGCUGUAACACAACAUUGUGAAUAAGUCAAGGGGUAUGAAUACUUUCUGAAGGCACUGUAUGUCACUUAAAGGAAUACUUUUCUCAAAACCACAAAUUCCUAUGAUUUAUGUUAAAUAAUGCAAAAUAUGUGAACAAUAUAUGUUGUGAAAAAAUGUUGUGUUUUGUUGCUUCCUACCUUAUUAUAACAUGUGACAUGUGGGGGGGGGGGUGCAACUCAAUAUUAGGAAGGUGUUCAUAAUGUUUGGUAUACUCAGUGUACAUAGCUAUGAUGCGUUCCUACACUAUUUCCUGAAUUGACAGACCACUAGAAGUUAAAUCAUGGUGAAAAUUGUUAUUUGACCUACUGAUAGAACAUAGGCUUUCACCAAAUUGACAGGAGUUUCAUGAUUUCUAUUUCUGGGAGUAGAUUAUCCCUUUAAGACAACAACACACCGUACAGUAUAUCGAAAGACAACCCCCCCCCCCCACACACACACACACACACACACACACACACACACACACACAACCAGCUAAGGUGAGGGCAUUUAAACAGCACACAUCAUCUCUGGUUGUCACUAUUCACCCAUGCUUGUGUUAAACCCCUCUGACCUAAGCCCUCUCCACUCUGUCCAUUCCAGUUCCAGAACAUGAACAAUAUCAUCACCUUCCCUCUGGACAGCCUGCUGAAAGGAGACCUGAAAGGAGUCAAAGGG